UCUUUUUACGUUGGAAGCAUCUUAUUGUCACAUAUUAUUUAUUCAAAUGCUGAGAGAUGGAGGUCGGACGUGAAUUCAUUGCCGGUUGGUGCGCAGGAUGCGCUGGAGUGAUUGUCACACAACCGUUGGAUACUGUGAAGGUGAGAAUGCAAGUUCUCUCUUCAGGAAGAAAACCAGCCGUUACCACAUCGUUUUCCUGUUUUUACAAUAUCAUCAAACAUGAAACGGUAUUCGGUUUGUUCAAAGGCAUGGCACCUCCUCUUGCUGCUGUGGCCCUACAGAACGCCAUUUUAUUUGGAGUAUAUGGUAAUGUGCUGAAAAUGUUCUCAUCCGAGAAAGGGGACAAGCCAGCGCUGUCUCACGUCUGUGUGGCCGCGGCUGCCUCGGGAGCCGCUCAGCUCUGGGUGGUGAGUCCUAUGGAACUUAUCAAGAUCAAACUACAGAUGCAAACCGAAGUUUCGUUAGGAAAGCAUGGGAAAUCUUCGCACUAUCGCGGAGCUCUAGAUUGCAUCCGCAAGAUUUACAAGACGGCCGGUAGCAGGGGAUUUUUCCAAGGAGCUACACCUCUUGUUUUCCGGGAUAUCCCGGGCUUUGCCGUUUACUUUGCAUCAUACGAGAUCCUUCUGGAUGCGCUCUCACAAAAAAAGUCACGCACUGACAUGCAACCGCUGGUUACAGUGUUCGCUGGAGGCCUUGCUGGAAUGAUAAGCUGGUUCUCCACUUUUCCGUUUGACGGCAUUAAGUCUCGUAUGCAGGCAGAUGGGAAUAAAGGACUUUUUAUCUACAAAGGAACUGCGGAUUGUUUUCUUCAAACGUACAGGGCAGGAGGCUUGAAAAGUUUUUACGCGGGCCUAGGACCAUGCUUACUACGAGCGUUUCCACACAACGCAGUUCUUUUCCUUGUGUACAACUUGGUCUCGAACUGGUUAGGAGAAUCGCAUCUCAAUAAUGGCCACAAUUUAAAUGUGGAUUAAUUAGAGCCAAAAGAGAACAGUUAGUUGGUUAAGCGUUUUACCUUCAUUUACCAACAUUUAUGUACGAAGUGUAAUAGAAACGGAGAAAGUAGAUUGAUUCCUCUUUUAAAUUAAAUGAACUAGAAAUUUGACAAAUUA
Pocillopora verrucosa is the source of this 1112-nucleotide messenger RNA. RefSeq names its product mitochondrial basic amino acids transporter. NCBI's taxonomy places the organism in Eukaryota, Metazoa, Cnidaria, Anthozoa, Scleractinia, Pocilloporidae. Gene Ontology annotation, cellular component: mitochondrion. The record is from RefSeq and is a predicted model, not a curated record. Gene Ontology annotation, molecular function: transmembrane transporter activity. Gene Ontology annotation, biological process: transmembrane transport.